AUGUCCACCAUUGCCUCUUCCCGCAAUCCUCCCGCCCCCCUGCGCCGCACCCCCUCCGGCACUCCCACGUCGUCCGCCCGCCCCUCGUCCGACAUCUCCCGGUCCACCGUGACCUCUCCUGUCCUCGGUGCAUCUCAGCCUGCCACCGGCGCCAAGCGCUCCAGCAACCGGGCUGCCCUCCGCGAAUACUACAACCUCCGUGCAGCAGCUGCGUCUGGCUCUUCUCCUACAACUCCGCGCAUCAUCGAGGCGUCUGAUUCGGAGGUCCCUGCAAGCGAGAUCGACGCGCCAGACUUCAACUUAGACGAGUACCUCCACAGGGUCGUCGCAGAGAGCAGCCUGCAGGACCUGUUGAAGCUAUACACCAGAGUGCUGGGCGAAGUCAGGGCGUUGGAUGCAGAGAAGAAAGCACUUGUAUACGACAACUACAGCAAACUCAUCACUGCAACGGAGACAAUUCGAAAAAUGCGAGCUAGCAUGGAUCCCCUGAAUCCCAUGGCCACAACACUCGACCCAGCCAUCGCACACAUCUACAGCCAAGCCUCAGCAAUACAAGAAUCAAUGCGGAAAUCGGUGCCGUCCCCCGAUUCAGACGAGGGCAAGGCCCGGGAAGCACAGCAGCAACGCCAAAGGACGAGACAGUUGGCCAUUGAAGUGCUUGCAACCCCGGAGCGGCUACAAGCACUGGUGAAGGAGGGCAAGUUUGAAGAGGCGAGACGACAGUGGGAGAUGCCAAGGAAAUUACUAGAAGCUUGGAAGCAGAAGGGAGUUGGCGGAGAUGACGUACAGGCAUGCAUUAACGAGGGCGAUGCAGCCAUUGCCUUGACGCGAACGAAGUCUCCAGCGCCGGAAGGGAGGGCACCAAAUGAUGGGCGGCGAUAUGGCCCAUUGCACUCUAACACGCCACCUGCCAUGAAGCAAUGA
Molecule: messenger RNA, 924 nt
Organism: Trichoderma asperellum CBS 433.97
Lineage: Eukaryota; Fungi; Ascomycota; Sordariomycetes; Hypocreales; Hypocreaceae
Biological process (GO): endocytic recycling; retrograde transport, endosome to Golgi; Golgi vesicle transport
Cellular component (GO): EARP complex; membrane; GARP complex
Source: RefSeq, a predicted model, not a curated record